Plasmodium cynomolgi strain B is the source of this 1152-nucleotide messenger RNA. Its product is annotated as enoyl-acyl carrier protein reductase. The annotation marks the transcript as partial. Gene Ontology annotation, biological process: fatty acid biosynthetic process. The transcript has a single exon. Gene Ontology annotation, molecular function: enoyl-[acyl-carrier-protein] reductase (NADH) activity. NCBI's taxonomy places the organism in Eukaryota, Apicomplexa, Aconoidasida, Haemosporida, Plasmodiidae. The record is from RefSeq and is a predicted model, not a curated record.
UCAGCGCCAUGCUGAGGAAUGACGCGAAGGGGCGCGCACAACCCAAGUGGGCAAUCGAAAGGAGAGGGAACUGCUCCAGGGAAAUGCAGUUCAUGGCGAGCAAAGUAAUAAAGGGGGUAACUCAUAACAGGAAAAUCUCGCAACACUUAUCGCAUUCAGAACACAUGGUGAGUGAGCAAAAUGGGAAAGCAGAAGAGACAAACAGAAAAGGGGAACCCCUUGGAGAUAUCUGCUUCAUCGCAGGAGUAGGUGACACUAAUGGAUACGGAUGGGGAAUAGCAAAAGAACUGAGCAAAAAAAACGUAAAAAUAAUUUUAGGUGUAUGGCCCCCAGUGUAUACCAUUUUCAUGAAGAACCUGCAGAAUGGAAAAUUCGAUAACGACAUGGUGAUUGGAGAAGGUAGAAAAAUGGACCUUCUCGACAUCCUCCCCUUCGACGCCGCAUUUGAUUCCUUUAACGAUAUAGACGAGGAAACGAGAAAAAACAAAAGGUAUGCCAACUUAGAAAAUUAUUCCAUCGAAGAGGUUGCCAACCUGGUCCAUAAAAAGUAUGGGAAGAUAAAUAUGUUAGUUCAUUCAUUGGCUAAUGGGCGAGAAGUGGAGAGGAGCCUACUUGAUACAAGUCGAGAUGGUUAUUUGGAUGCAUUGAGCAAAAGCUCCUAUUCUCUCAUAGCUUUAUGCAAACAUUUCUGCCCAAUCAUGCAUCCCGAAUCGAGUGUAAUUUCCUUGACAUACUAUGCGAGUCAGAAGGUGGUGCCUGGGUAUGGGGGAGGCAUGUCAAGUGCUAAGGCAGCAUUGGAAUCGGACACGAGAACUUUAGCUUACCACCUGGGCAGAAAGCACAAAAUUAGGGUUAAUACCAUCAGUGCGGGGCCUCUUAAAUCAAGGGCCGCUACUGCCAUCAAGAAGGCCCAUCCCCAAUCGGGAGCAAACGAAACGGAAAAAAAAAACUUGGCAUUCAUAGAUUACGCCAUUGAGUACUCAGAAAAGUAUGCACCUCUUCAGCAGAAAUUGUAUUCCACGGACGUCGGGGCCGUGGCAGCCUUUUUGCUAUCCAAGGAGAGUAGAGCAGUCACUGGCCAGACCAUCUACGUGGACAACGGGCUCAACAUCAUGUUCGGCCCCGAUGAUUUGUUUCAGGGAGAGGGGGCCU